CUGCUGCCGCGGGCACGGGCAAGUUAAUUUGAGGUUCAGGUAGUAUUCCUAUACUUAUAGAGUACUGGAUCCCGUUUUGUGGAGAGGGGGAGAGAGAGAGAUCACUGCCGUUCCCUUUCCUCUUUCAUAUAGUGGCUAUAUACAGUGAGAUUAGGGUUUAGGGUGGUGGUGGUCGACGCUGUUUCGUGUUUUGGGGAGGAUGGCGGCGGACAAGGGCAAGCGGUAUAAGGCAGCUGAAGCAGAGGCCGAGGAAGACGGCCACGAGCACAUCGACAAGGAUCUCGUUCUGUCCAUUGAAAAGCUACAGGAGAUACAAGACGAGUUGGAGAAGGUCAAUGAAGAAGCAAGUGAAAAAGUGUUGGAAGUUGAGCAAAAAUAUAAUGAAAUACGCCGACCAGUUUACGUCAGACGAAAUGAGAUAAUUCAGACUAUUUCUGACUUUUGGCUAACUGCAUUUAUGAGCCACCCUGCACUUUGUGAUCUGCUAAAUGAAGAAGACCAGAAGAUUUUCAAAUACUUGAGGUCAUUAGAUGUUGAUGACUGCAAAGAUCUGAAAUCAGGCUACACCAUCACAUUUAACUUCUCUCCUAACCCUUACUUUGAAGAUACAAAACUUACCAAAACAUAUUAUUUUGAUGAAGAAGGAGUCCCCAAAAUCACUGGUACAACCAUCAGAUGGAAAGAUGGAAUGGAUAUUGCAAAUGGUGGAGCUAACCAAAAGAAAGGGAAUAAGCGGCCAUUUGCUGAGGACAGCUUCUUUACAUGGUUCAGUGAAACUCAAAAGGAUGAGAUCACAGAGGGAAUUCAUGAUGAGGUGGCAGAGAUAAUUAAGGAGGAUUUGUGGCCCAAUCCUCUGAAGUACUUCAACAAUGAGGCUGAUGAAGAGGAAUUUGACUCUGAUGAAGAAGCAGAUGAUGAUGAACUUGGUAAAAGCACUGAUGGCCAUGAUGAUGGGGAAGGACAAGAUGAGGAUGAGGAUGACAGUUGAGACUAUAGACAUCAUUUUGUGUUACUCUUAAUGGCAUUGGGUGGUCGUGGCUUUGUAGAUCCAGUCUGUGUACUGCGGAGGGGCGCAGAAUUUGUAGGCGUGCCCAAAUGGGCAUUUGUAGGGCAAUUAUUUACUACUUUAGCUUUUCUAAUAUGUUUAUGUUUAAUUAUAGGUCAAUUUUAGCAUAGUAUAUGGGGCGUCAUAUGAAAGGCUUCAUUUUUCUUGUGGAUUUGAGGCUGCUUGUGAAUUGCGAUGUUCAUAUCCUGUCAUAUUUUGGGUUAUCAAUGUGCAUUGACUAACUGACCGCAGUCUUUUUGUUGGCCAUUAAUAUGGAUAUUUUCAGUCACUUUUUAGGUAA
Molecule: messenger RNA, 1346 nt
Organism: Nymphaea colorata (pocket water lily)
Lineage: Eukaryota; Viridiplantae; Streptophyta; Magnoliopsida; Nymphaeales; Nymphaeaceae
Product: NAP1-related protein 2-like
Exons: 10
Coding region: 200-988 (262 amino acids)
Biological process (GO): nucleosome assembly
Cellular component (GO): nucleus; chromatin
Molecular function (GO): histone binding; chromatin binding
Source: RefSeq, a predicted model, not a curated record